AUGCCGCUGGGUGCCAUGAUGGAGGCGCGACUGAAGGGCGUCGCGUCGCAGAUCCUGCAACUGCCUGCCCCCAUGAGCAACCCCGAUGUGACCGAGAAGCAGGAGAUGGCAACAUCCCAGCAGAUCAAGCAGCCGUUGUUGGAGAGCGACUUCGCCGACCAGGUGACUGACGACAAGGAGGCGCUCGCGCCCCACCCCGACAACAGAGACGGGGUGGGGCUCGAAGCGAUCGACGCGCACGAGCUGUUGGAGGCGAUCACGAACAAAGGUUGGUGCGACGAUGCUGCUGCAGGGGCCGCGGCCUUCGAGAUCAGCGAGGGCCCCAAGAAGAGGGCCGCGCAACUGGCAUUCCAGGCGGAUCUCGCAUCGUGCUCGGAUGGGAUGCUCGCCCCGAUCGAGCCCCACAAGGCGAAGUACUUGACAGCCAGCG
Molecule: messenger RNA, 430 nt
Organism: Prorocentrum cordatum
Lineage: Eukaryota; Dinophyceae; Prorocentrales; Prorocentraceae
Source: the annotation of a GenBank genome assembly